AUGACAGAGGCGGCUUCUCAAUUUAGCGGCUCUGAAAACAUACCACAGGAUACAGUGUCAAGAAUUCUACGGCAGACCUACGCGCAAGCCCAGCAAUCAGUUAGAGACUCAAUUCGGCGGAAAGCCCAGCAGCAGCAACAGAUAAUAUCGGAAGAAACCAACCACAAUACACCUUAUGUGGGAAUAGACCUUGAAGCACCAGAAGAAUAUCCACUCACAUUUGACGUUCAUGGCUUCGUUAGAAUGGCGGAUGAGCUUCUUGAGGAAAUUCGUGUGAAUGAGAAUCACAUAUUAUCAGAAGACAACCACGCCGGCCACAGUGGACAAAACCCCAGCCGAGCUGAUGACGACCGCCGGGUGCCCAUAGAUCCGCCUGAUAUCGCCGAGUUCGCUUCCGAGCGCUACUUUGAGAAGCUCCGCCAACUGCAAACCGAUCACCAACAGACGAAUGAUGAUGAAUCUAAUGCCGCAACGACGGCGACCGCGUCUGAAUUCAUCCUAUCCUUGCGAGAUUCAUCGAGUCCCACGGAUGAGAAGCCCCAGCCGUCAGCUUGA
Messenger RNA from Trichoderma harzianum CBS 226.95, 555 nucleotides. RefSeq lists its product as hypothetical. The record is from RefSeq and is a predicted model, not a curated record. NCBI's taxonomy places the organism in Eukaryota, Fungi, Ascomycota, Sordariomycetes, Hypocreales, Hypocreaceae. Bases 1 to 555 code for a protein of 184 amino acids. The transcript has a single exon.